Caenorhabditis elegans is the source of this 2010-nucleotide messenger RNA. It is a transcript of the gene unc-61, whose product is annotated as Septin-type G domain-containing protein. The transcript is spliced from 9 exons. Gene Ontology annotation, cellular component: cytoskeleton; septin complex. The coding region runs from base 6 to 1598 and encodes 530 amino acids. The record is from RefSeq and is marked reviewed. Gene Ontology annotation, molecular function: GTP binding. Lineage: Eukaryota; Metazoa; Nematoda; Chromadorea; Rhabditida; Rhabditidae.
AAUUUAUGAGUUUCGAAACGAUUCUCUAUACUGCAUCUGCCCUUCUUUUCAUAUUUCUAUUGGUUCUGCUCACCACCGCUUUUCUCAUCGUCCGACGGUCGAAACAAAGCAGCAUAAACCUGCAGACAGUGGUGGUUACCCAUGAGAAUCCGUAUGUCACGAUGACCAGUCAAUCGUCUAAAAUGGAUAUCCCAGUGAUUCUACCCAAAAGAUUCAAUAUGUCCGACAUCGAGCAUAAGCACUUACCACCUCACCAACCACCUCCACCAGUGCCACAUCAUCAUCAAAACCAGCCAACUCACAAUAACACGACUACAAUUUCAUCAGCUACGAGCAGCAUUAACACCACAACCACGAGCAAGAAGCCAACAAUUGCAGCUCCAACGGCUCCUUCACCGAUUAAAAGUCUCUCAGACCACACUGGCCGUGUUAUGCAACUGAACGGACACGUCGGAUUCGAUUCUCUUCCUCAUCAGCUUGUAAAGAAAGCUGUCGAAGCUGGAUUUCAAUUCAAUCUGAUGUGUGUUGGAGAAACGGGAACAGGAAAAACAACACUUAUAGAGUCUUUGUUCAACAUGAAGCUCGAUUUCGAGCCAUGCAAUCAUGAAUUGAAAACUGUUGAGCUGAGAACUUGCACGAAAGACGUCGCGGAAGGUGGAAUACGAGUGAAGCUUCGACUCGUUGAAACUGCCGGAUUUGGAGAUCAGCUGGAUAAAGAUAAAAGUGCCAAAGUAAUUGUCGAUUAUCUCGAAUCGCAGUUUGAAACAUACCUCCAAGAAGAGUUGAAGCCACGUCGAAUGCUUCAGUAUUUCAAUGAUUCGAGAAUCCACGCAUGUCUCUACUUCAUAUCACCUACUGGGCACGGACUCAAAGCCCUCGAUCUUGUAACUCUUCGCGAAUUGGCUAAGCGUGUUAAUGUGAUCCCAGUGAUAGCGAAAUCAGACACAACUUGCAAGGAUGAGCUUCUCAGAUUCAAAGCGAAAAUAUUGAGCGAGCUGAAAUCUCAGAAAAUCGAUAUUUACACGUUCCCAACUGACGAUGAAACUGUCUCAACGACGAACAAGGAAAUGAAUAAAUCGGUUCCGUUCGCCGUUGUUGGAAGUAUUGAUUUUGUGAAGAAAGAGAAUGGACAAAUGGUUCGUGCUCGUCAAUAUCCAUGGGGAAUAGUCGAAGUGGAGAAUGAAUCACAUUGUGAUUUUGUUAAACUCCGUGAAGCACUUCUACGUACAAAUGUUGAUGAGAUGAGACAACGAACUCACGAGUCACUCUAUGAAAAUUACCGUCGUGACAGACUUCGUCAGAUGAAGAUUGGAGAUGGAGAGACUGGACCAAAGAUUAUUGAAAAACUCGCACAGAAACAUCGCGAGCAUCAAGACGAGUUCAGCCGUCGUGAGCUUACUCUUCGCGAAGAAUUUCAGAAGAAGCUUGAUGUAACAGAAGGUGACAUGAGAAAAGUUGAAGAAGGAUUGGCUGCACGCGAGCGAGAGGUUCAUGAGAAUUAUAAUCGAGAGGCGUCGAAACUUGAUAUGGAGAUUCGUCAAUUGACUGAAGAACGUAUGAAGUUAAUGACCAAAGUGUCAAAGAAGUUAAGAAAGUGAAUCUGUUAUUCGAACUGUAUUAUGAUUUUGAUAUUAAUCCCAUUUUGUUUUAUUUCCGUUUUUUAUGUAUUUCAAAUACACACUACACCCAAUUUUUAUCUCUAUCCCCAUCCCAUCGUUAUUGAUUUGAUCUUCACAAACUCCAUUAUUUUAUCGCAUAUUAUUUUCUUUUCUAAAAUAUAUAUUUCUUGCUAGAAAUAUACAGAUCUAUUAUACCCGCAUAAUUUACUGGUAUUAUCACUUGUUAUCGUUGUUUGUAUCCUAUUCGUCUCUCUCUCUCUCUCGCUUAUCCCAUUUUAUUCGUGCCGCCUUUUCCGUGUUAAAUGAAUCACAACAAUGCUUGAUUUUGUGUGUAUUUCAAAAAACAUUUAUACAAGUUUUAAAAUUAAGCAAAAAAUUAUUCAUAAAGUGG